Molecule: messenger RNA, 327 nt
Organism: Aspergillus niger
Lineage: Eukaryota; Fungi; Ascomycota; Eurotiomycetes; Eurotiales; Aspergillaceae
Exons: 2
Coding region: 1-327 (108 amino acids)
Source: RefSeq, a predicted model, not a curated record
AUGGCUUUUGCUUUUGGGGGGAUACGAGACGGGUCUAUGCCAGGUCUAGCCUCACUUCCUAGACUAGUAUCUGAGACAGGACCUUAUGAAGAUGUGUAUACUGGGACAAAUGACUGUUGUACAAGCCCUGAAGAGGGCGUGUAUCGCGGAGAGACUAUUUUCUGUCAUACAAGAGAAAAUUGUCCUGAGAGCAAAGCCGAUGUAUGGAGUAUAAUCCCAGUUAAUUCUCUCAAACACAAAAUGCAAGGCCUGCAUGAAGAAGUGACAAAGUACAUUACACAACCUCAAACCCGGCAGCGAUCCCGCCCACUCACAAUACUACCAUAG